Chroicocephalus ridibundus (black-headed gull) is the source of this 6708-nucleotide messenger RNA. It is a transcript of the gene VPS37B, whose product is annotated as VPS37B subunit of ESCRT-I. Lineage: Eukaryota; Metazoa; Chordata; Aves; Charadriiformes; Laridae. Gene Ontology annotation, biological process: protein targeting to membrane; protein targeting to vacuole; ubiquitin-dependent protein catabolic process via the multivesicular body sorting pathway. The record is from RefSeq and is a predicted model, not a curated record. The transcript is spliced from 5 exons. Bases 117 to 974 code for a protein of 285 amino acids. Gene Ontology annotation, cellular component: ESCRT I complex.
CGGUGCCGGCCCCGCGCCGGGGCGACACCGCGGCGGCACUUCCGGUUGGCGGCGGCGGCAGCGGGAGCGGGGCCGGCGGGAGCGGGGCCGGGGCGGGCGGCGCCGUUGCUGCCGGGAUGGCGCUGGACGUGAGGCGCCUGGAGGCGCUGAGCCUGCAGGAGCUCAGCGCGCUGCUGGACGACGAGGAGCAGCUACAGGACAUGGCCCGCCAGAUGGAAGAGGCCCAAAAUGUUCAACACAGCAAGGACAUGACUCUCGCCAGCAACCGCAGUCUGGCAGAAGGCAAUCUUUUGUACCAGCCGAAGUUGGAGUCCUUAAAAUCAAAUUUGACUGAAAAAUAUCAAGAGCUGCAAGUUCUUUUUGAAGCAUACCAGAUAAAGAAAACAAAACUAGACAGACAAUCCAGUAAUGCUUCACUGGAGACACUGCUAGCGCUGCUUCAGACAGAGGGGGCUAAGAUUGAGGAAGACACAGAGAAUAUGGCAGAAAAGUUUCUUGAUGGUGAAAUACCACUGGAUUCCUUCAUUGAUGAGUACCAGAGCAAGCGUAAACUGGCUCACCUGCGCCGGGUCAAAAUCGAGAAGCUGCAAGAAAUGGUGCUGAAGGGUCAGAGACUUCUGCAGGUUCAGCCACAGGCUCAGCCGAGAGCACCCGAGACAACACCAGCACCUCAAGAUUCCUACACUUCGGAUGCAAACACUCCUUCAGUUGUGCCCCGACGAAUACCACCCCCUCCACCUUCUUCAGUCCCAGCAGGACGCUUUCCUACUCCGUUUACUGCAGCCAUGAGUUCAGGACCAGCUCUUUCUUAUCCAGGUGCUCCGUAUCCUCCUCUCCCCCCGCGACCAGGAGUUCAGUCUGCAAGUCAAAUGCCACAGCCAGGAUACCCAUCUCAGUUUGUACCACAGUAUCCUCCAGUUCUUCCCCAAAGACCACCUCGCCUUCCACCACAUCCUGGCUUUAUCCUCCAGUGAAUAUUUUGGUGCGCCUAAGUUAUGUAUUGGUGCUUAUAUUUCCCUUUUAUCCCCCUCAGAGACUUAAUGUAGGCGAUGGAAAGCCUCUGGUUUUUGCACAAUGGAGUACAAAAUCUGAGCUGUGGCACCGAGGUUUGCAAUUGUGUUUGGUAAAUGUGAUUAUUUUUGUUUUCAAAUAUCAGUGACAACAAGGUUUUUCUAGGAAGGUGAUAGGGUCUAAGUUUUGUAAAUCCAUCAAAUUGUGAAACAACAUACAGUGGAUUUCUUGACAUUACAAAUCGAAUCACGCUCUGAAUUCUUUAGUGAUGGCCAAUCAGCAUCCCCUUCUGUCCGGAUGCGUUCCCAUCGCAGCUGGAUGUAUGUGUGGCAGACUGGGAGCUAUUUGUCCCUCUAAAGAAUUCUCUGUCGGUGCCAGUGUUUGGAUAGUAACAACCGUAUCUGAAUACUGGGCAAAGAGUUGCAAUGGGCCGCGUCGGCAUCCUUUGCGUUCUGCCCAGACAAGGGCGUUCAUGGCCAGGUGCACAAUGUUUUCAGAGCUCGCUGAGCUGAAACUCUUGUCAGAAAAUGUUGCAUGGUUUUUAGCCGGUAAAACUUACAAGAGUUUCAUUUCUACAUUUCACUCCUGACCGUAGACUUUUCAUAGUAAAAGUACGCACUCCUCCCACUCCUAAAUAGCUUGAUAUCCUGAAAGUCCUGGUCUCUUGAAAUUACACUAAACUGUUUUUAGAGCCAGUUUAGAGUUUUAUAGAAACUUUACCAGGCAUUUUUAUUUCCUUGCCUAUUAAGACUCUUUCUUAUGGUUGGUUUUUUUUUUCUUUUCCACACCUUGGAUACAGAAGUGAUUUUUUUACACAGGUGCUUAGCUUUUGAUAUCAUGUGAUUCCAGGAAUCUAGGCAGGGUAUUUUCUUAAUCAAAUACUGCAUUUUCACAUUAUGUAAAUGCCCACUUGAAGCUCCUUAAUUUCAUUUUAUCCCUCAGACUCAGUCUCUCACUUGGCAGAGCUAUUUUUAACUUUCCUAUUUCAUUUAGUUUUGCAGGUUUUGGCAUGCCUAUCUAUCUGGAAUUUGCAGGUAACAUUUCUCUGCAAGCAGGCAAAACAGAAAAGCUUUUUUAAAUCCAUGGUGGCUGUUUGCAUCUGACAUAAUCCAUUCUUGACGACUUAUGCCACUGCAGGGGGAGGCUUUUUAGGGGAGCUCAGAUUUCACUCUCAAUGUGACUCUUGAAGCCUAAGGUGCAGACACAUGCUGGUAUUUUAAUCUAGCAUCGGGGGAGGCAGAUCUUAACGCUUGUUGCUUGCGCAGAAUGUGUCUGUAAAUUCAUUAUCAAUGCCAUCCACAAACAACUUUCAACUAAUUCAUGGUAAUUUAAGAAACUCACAGUCCAGAAUCUGUUACAGCCCUUGCGUUAUUUCAAAGCAUUUUCAUAUCAUUGUCCUGGAAUGCACUACAUUGUUUGUAAGUCCGUACUACAAACAGCAUCAGUCAAAAUAGAAUAUUUAUUUUUUUUUUCUUUACGUAAGGCCCUUGACUGUCCCUUAAUCAUUUCCUCUGGAGUGUGGUGGUUGCUAGCAAAUAGUAAUUUGAAAUUAAGCUCAUAACAGGAAGCUCUCUAUUCUGAAAAUAUGUUUUUUUGGCUUGUUUUGCCUUCUGAAGACAAAGGGCAGAAGGUUGGUCAGUGUUAUUGGCAGCUGAACCAAUUCCCCAGCGUAAGUCUGGAAAUUUUCUAUAGAUGGGGGAUUUUGUGAAGCAAUGUGCAUUGGAUUUGUUUGCAAAGUGUGUUUUUUCUGUAAUCUAGUGAUGGUACAGGAUGUGGUUGUUUUGUUGUUUUUUUUUUUUUAAAAUAGUGUAAUAUCUUUUCUUGGUAUUAUUUUCUCACUGAAGCUUCAUAUAAGCAUGGUUAAUUAUGACUCUUUCAAAGCAAUUUUGCUGUGCUAUUAGUGCUGGUACUUGGAUGGCAACUGUUGUAUCCGAAUGCUAAACGUAAGUCUGCUGUAGAAAAGAUCUGUGUCCUAGAAAGAAUUACAGUGGGUGGGGGCUACCGGGGUGGUGACUGAGUAUACAAAUUCGUACUUUGAGCCUGCUACACAAAAACUCUAAAACACUCUCAAAUCAGUUUUGCUAACGGUUAAUAAAAACAACCAGGUAUAUUUUACACUUAUCAAGUGCCAACUUUUUUUCCCGAGGGUUGAACAUCCUCAGAAGUGAUGGAGGUGAUAGAUAAGUGUAUUGUGAAUUUGCACUGCGUUUUAUGUAUCUAACUUUAUUGGUAUUAGUAGUCCAAAAAUAUUUUUACUACUUGUUAUAUUUUCUGUCUUUUGGUAACUUUUGUGAUAACAUGACCUUUCAGGGAUACUUUAUCUAGAAACCAACUCUUGUGCAAACUAAAUACAGACAAAGCUAAUGCAAUUUUUCUGUCUGAAAGCAAAACAAUGCAUUAUUGCAGAUGCAUGUGGCUGACGUGCCUUAGGAUCACUACUUGUGAUUGUAAAACUAGGAUAUUAGCGUUUUUAUCAUUUGAAUGGCCAUUGCUUAACUCUGAGGGCUCUUCAAGAGCACUUUCUUUUACAAGAAACUCACCCUCAUACUUCAGAAAAAACAAAGGCCGUAUCUGCUAUUUGUAAGCUUCUAGUUGCCUUCACUGAUGGAUAAGUUUGAACGUAGGUAAUGUAACUAAUGUGAUGUUUCAGUUAUAGCGAACUCAUAACUGAAAUCCAGCUGCUCAUGGAAAACGAUUUGCCAUUAAUUGUGUGUGUGUGUGCGCACAAACUGUAAAUACAUACUUGACUGCUGGUGAUGUUUAAGGGUAAAGGAGAAAGAUGACUGUGGAAAGCUGUUUAAAUCCUUUCAGAAACAAACUUUACAAAACACUAACCUGAGUGAGUUGGGCAAGAGGUGCGUGUCAGUGCUUUCAGCCUGUUGCCCUUCGACAGCUUCUCCUGUUCUGUUAUAGCUAAUAAAUAAAUUUUGCUAUGGCUAGGAUGUAUAGAAUCAUACUAAUUUGCACUGUUUAUAAGAUAGCGAGAUUAAAAUGCCAUAGGCAAGCUGAGACUUGAGAGGGGGCGGCUCAGUAUGCUUGCCAAAAUAUAUAUAUUAUUAUGUUGUCUUGAGGAUUUUUAAUGUCUGCUGCAAAUAGCAUAUACUUCCCCAAAGCAAUUGGAGUGGAGAAAAAUCUUUUAAAUACGAUGUGUAACAUGGCUUUAGAGUGUUGGUAGCGUUGCAAAUGUUCUCUUUGGAUGGCAUUACUUUUGCCAGUCUUUUUUACGCAGUUUUAUAAGUUAUGACUAAUUCAAUUGUAUGUGGUUAGGUGGUUUGAUGAGCAGCGUUGAGUGGUUCUAACUCAAGGAUGAGUCUCACUGCACUUCAGUGCUGUCUCCUAGAGGAAGCGAAGUCGGUUGUUCUAGCACAGCUGAUCCACGCAGGUCACCUUUGUACCAGUGACGCUGGAGGGACUAUACAGAAUAUAAGCUUUGGUGUGAUGCCAGGAGGCAGAGCCCUGGGCACGGUCUGGUCAUGGGUAACCGUUACGUUUAGUGCCCCAACUUCCACAACCUCAGUCUCGACCUCUUUUGGGACUUCUCUGCCCUCUCAAACUGGAAUAAUGACUUAGAUACAGAGCUCAAAUCGACAAUUCCUUUAGCCUGAAGAUAGAGCUACUUGGCAAACAUUGAGUUCUGAGGAGGUAGAGUCGUCCUGCACCCGAGCGGUUCCUCGUGUAAUCCUGGACAGUCUAAUAAAGGGGCAAUUUUAUAUGCCUAGCAAGUUGUGAAACGUACAGUGGAUUUGUUUGCAUAAUAAGUCUUUCUGUAAUCUACUGUGGUCUGAUUUUAAAUAAAAUAGCAUAUCUCUCUUGGUGUCGUGUUCCUAUUGUGGUUUCAUUUAAUCACGGUGGAGUUACGUUCAUGCUUAUUUAGCAACAUAAAAACAGUUGUAGGUGAAUGUAGAACAUAAAUUUGAAAGAAAAUAAUGUUACUUAUUCGUAGUAAAUCUGUUGGCCAUGGUUUUAGUGACUGGAUAUAGCGAGUCCAUUUUGUAUAUAGCUGAUACAGGAUAGGUGUGCUCAGGGUAGAUUCUGUACGUUGUCAUCCUGGCGGCGAGGUAGGAGGGCUGUCUUGCCAGGUAGGAUCCCUUCGCUUUUGUUUUAGUUUCCCACAAUUAGCUGGAAUAGUGGAAGUCUCUAGGUAAUCUCCACCUGGAAAAGCUGAAGGAAGGGGAAAAGCCGCUUUUAUUUGUUAAAAGAGGAAAAAACUUAGAUUUCAGCCAAGACAAGUUAGGAGAAAUGAGUCAACCAGAGUUAUUUAGGAAUAUGAGUCAGAGCACAGAAAAGACCUGAUGUAAUUUUGUGUGAUAUCUGUCGCUUUAAUAGCAAUGUGAAAUAGAACUCCUGCUGCCGAAUAACUGAUAAUAUAUGGGAGAAAAUCCCUUUUUUAAUUGUUUCUUGAUACGUUCCAUUUGUGGUGCCUACGGAGAUUUGAUAACCUCCUGCUGAUGCAGAAAUAGGAAACUAGAGCUGAGGCCGAGGCGCGGGGCUGAGUCAGCGCGGGUGGGCGAGGGAAGGAGACGGUGUUAUGUAAAAGCUGCAGUUCUUCAACUCGGCUCUUCUAAGAACUUGCAGCAACGCCCGUGUCCUGCAGCUUGGAGAAGGUGUGCACAAAGCUUCAGGAACUGCCUGUUCCAAAACUGGGGUUCACAAGCACCAGGAGAUGGCUCUGGUGGGAUUGUUCCCCGUGCAAAGGAGAGGUAACCCAGGAGGGUCAGACCCUGACGGGUAAUGGAUGUCAAACAAAAAAAAGCAAAGUAACAAAAGCAGCAAGCGGUGCGUCAGUGAUAAACCGGCAGGAUUUCACGUGGUCUUAACUUGUCCCAUCUCUUUGGAAGCUGGCUCCGUGGGCCGUGCAAGCCCACGCAGAUCCUUCAGUAGCACUUGUUCCUGUAAUUUGAGUCCUCUUCUGCCUGUGUAUUAGUCAACUUUUUGAGCAAACAGGCUUGUUUGCUCACCUCUCGGAGACUUUGUCACUAGAAACAAGACCUGUGUUGCCUUGGGUUCUUUUGAGAGAAUUUUGUCUCGACUGACGUUUUAGAGAAGCCUUUUUGAGACGCCGGUGCCCUAGCUGAUGCCCAUAAAGCAGCCUGUACCUGGGCAGCCUGUGGUGGGCUCAACCUCUCCUGAAGCCAAAUUUCCAUUUUUUCUCCCUACCUGCAGGACAAAUCACAGACUGCUGGGGCUGGAAGACUUCUCGGUGCAUCCCUUGAACCUGCUAUAGACUGCCGGCUAUUGCGGAAAGCGCUUCCUCGUACCGAGGGAAAUGGUGUUUGAAAGAAACGAAACUUCGUGGGGAGCUGCCGUGUCUGGACAGACAUCGUCACUCGCCGUGCGGCUGGGUAACCCUCUCCCAGCUCUCCCCCACCGCCGCUGCAGACAAGAGGUUCUCCCGGAGCUUCACGGAAAGGCUGAGAAGGAUGCAAAUCUUUGGAUCGGAGACGAUCUCGAUGUAACUCGCAGGAUUAGACCAGCUGCCUGCCCUUGCCCAGUAACACCAGUAUUAACACCAAAGCCUUUUAAUGUGGAAGGCGCUUUAUGCACACGUGGUUGGGAAAUGAGAACUGUCGCUCGCUACGCUGCCCGCGGUAGUUGCUCGUAAAACUGUACAGUCUGUUUCGUGACGUGUAACCUCGGAAAUUGUAAGUCAUCAUGAGACUGCUACAAGACUGAAAUAAAUGGUAAAAUACCUUGUAA